AUGGCCAACUCCGGCUCUGACGCGGGCUCGUUGGUGCCCUCUGACACCAGCCGGAGUCCCGCGGGCGGCAGCAGCAGCAGCAGCAGCAGCAGCAGCUUCUAUGUCAGCAGCCGAGGCAGCCAAGCAGCCCAUGACACCAGUCAGACGCCCGAGGAAUCUCACACACAGAGAAAUGGUGGUAUUCCCAGGGCACUUGGUACAUUUAGGAGAGAAUCGUCACCUUCCUUCCAGGAUUCAGUUGGGGAAGAGAUCAUUACAACAAUUUCAACAAAACAUGGAACUGAUGUAGCAUUGCAGACAGAAAUGAGUUGGCUUCAGGAUCAGUAUGAGAAAAAAAUAAGCCUUGCAGCAAAGGACAAUAUAUCCCAAAAGAAGAUACUGGAAAUAAUACCAGAGUACCAGAAAAAGACAAGGAUUAAAAAUUUAAAGAGUGCAGUACAAAAAAUAGCAGUAGUUCGUUCUUUUGGCUCCUUUAAACCUGGGGAUGUAUCUCCUACCUCCUAUUGCCCAUUAACACGAGCACAAUGGGCGCUACAUGAGAAGAUGCAGCAAUUAGACAUUUUGUGUGACAUGGAGUUUAAAGAAGACUUCAAAAUGUUUUUUGAACCAUUUCUGGAAACAAUCCCAAAGGUUGGGCCACCGGCCAUUCUAGCCUAUAAACCAGAGCCAACUCCACAAGAUAUAAUUCUCGAGUGGGACAUGGAGUAUUCUGCAUGCUGUGAGUUUUGUGGAUGUGAACUGAGAUCAUUUCCUUCCCUGGAUAACAUUGACUUUGACGCUGAAAGCUAUGAGAAUCUCUUCUGUUGUCUUGAGUUCAGGAGGUUGUUUGAAUAUGUUCUCCAUGAAAGGGACCUAAUCAAAAGUAUGUACCCAGAAUCCGAUUUAAUCUCCAUCCAGCCUCAUGCAGCCUUUGGCAGUGAGCAGGAGAGGCUCAAAGCAAAGGAAACAGCCCUUCGGAGACAACGAGAGAGACAGAUGGCCAGAACCUUUGCAUUCAUGUCAAAUGAGCAAGAGGAGGGUAAUAUAAAGCAGCUUAGGACAAUAACGUACCAACUAGCCCGGGACCCCUCAAUAAAAAUACCGACUGAAGAGCACUUAGUUGAUUCACUUGAGGAACAAUGUACAUUUUCUAUUGACUCUGGUGAUAUUUGGAUAUUACCUUGCUUAAAGAAAAUAGAAAAGGAAUUCCUGGAAAAACAUUACAAACACGGAGGAAAGUUCCUGACCAUGUUUUCAGAUGGCACAGCCCAAAUAUUCUACCCCUCAGGAAAUUUAGCAGCCAUCGUUGUGACCAACAAGAUAAAUGGUUUAAUCUGUGUGAUCCAAGAAGAUACAACAAAUAAACCUGCAAUUAGGGCAAUACUUGAUUCCGGUGGCAAAAUUACUUGCUACUAUCCCAAUGGAAACAUUUGGAUUAACAUCAACCUCUUGGGAGGGCAAUUUUCAGACCAAGAAGGCAACCGAGUGAGGACUUGGAAGUGGUCCAGUACCAUGACUUCAUUGCCCUUUGUUUCAUUUAAACCAAUAUUUCUGUCUUUAAACAAUUAUGUGGGCAUCCGGAUAUUAGAUCAAGACAAGGUUGUGGUCUCUUUUCUAGCUCUGGGGCAACAGGCAAGAAUGAAUGUGGGAACCAAGCUGAAGGUGCGGGGAUAUGAAGAGGUGCCCAAGCUCAAAUAUUUCCUUGAUGAGGACCUUUUUCUGCUUGCAUUCAUCAUAAGGAUUCGACGUUUGCUGAGCAAAUUUGAGAUAUGUAUGAACUUUCCCAGCAUUGAGAACUGGUAUAAAUUGAAGACACCUUCCUACCUGGGAACUCGUGCUGUGAAAUUACUUUUACUCUGUCAGUAUUAUGAGUUAAGUAAAGAUGCGAUUUCAACAAUCACUGAAUUAUUAAAUGAACCAAUUUAA
Vombatus ursinus (common wombat) is the source of this 1905-nucleotide messenger RNA. It is a transcript of the gene ERICH6, whose product is annotated as glutamate rich 6. Lineage: Eukaryota; Metazoa; Chordata; Mammalia; Diprotodontia; Vombatidae. The record is from RefSeq and is a predicted model, not a curated record. The transcript has 15 exons. Bases 1 to 1905 code for a protein of 634 amino acids.